This is a messenger RNA of Protopolystoma xenopodis, 300 nucleotides long. The record is from the annotation of a GenBank genome assembly. NCBI's taxonomy places the organism in Eukaryota, Metazoa, Platyhelminthes, Monogenea, Polystomatidea, Polystomatidae.
AUGAGGCUCGCCCACUCGGCCGGCCAAUCUGCUGAAGAGAUGGUUGCCCCAAAUCGUGUUGUCUGUCUUCGUGCCUUUGCGCUUGUUCCACCUGCCAGUGGACGGAUAACUUGUGCGCGCAGGUUGGGACCAUUUCAGGGUGUUGUAGGUCGGCUUUCGACGGAAAAGACACAUCGAUUCCGGAAACAGUCUGGCAGGAAUCGACGUCGGCCUUAUUUCGGCCGAGAACCUGGACGAAAUUCUCAAAGCUUCUACGCAUUAUCAUCAGACGAGGGGUUCAAUUGGGCCAGGCGCGUCUAG